Messenger RNA from Mucor velutinosus, 801 nucleotides. RefSeq lists its product as uncharacterized. Bases 1 to 801 code for a protein of 266 amino acids. The record is from RefSeq and is a predicted model, not a curated record. The transcript is spliced from 4 exons. NCBI's taxonomy places the organism in Eukaryota, Fungi, Mucoromycota, Mucoromycetes, Mucorales, Mucoraceae. Gene Ontology annotation, cellular component: membrane; Golgi apparatus. Gene Ontology annotation, biological process: protein localization to membrane; vacuolar transport.
AUGCUGUUUUUGAUACUAGUGACAGUGUUGCUAUUUUGCAAGCAUAAUACACAGGCAUUUUUUUCGGCGGACAGCGAUAUUCUUCAUAGCUAUCAUUUGAAUGAUUCAGUGCCACUCGUUGUAAACAAGAUCACAUCUGCAAAGACACAAUUACCAUUUGCAUAUGAAGAGUUACCUUUUGUGUGUCCUUCCAACGAUAAUACACGCAAACAGCAACGAUCACUGGUCAAUUUGGGGCACAUUCUGCAAGGUGAUCGCUACAUGAAGAGCAGAUCUGAGCUGAAAUUGGGCCACGCUAUCUACUGCAAUCAGCUAUGCACUGUUAAACUGAACGAGAGAGAUGUUGAGCUGGCAAAAGAGCUAAUUAGGCUAGACUAUAGGGUGGAAUGGCUUGUAGAUGGUUUGCGAGGAUUAUCGCAGGACAACAGCAACACGCAACAUCGCAAAUGGCUACCACAGUUGAAAAUGGGCUAUGUGGACAAGUUUACUAGCAAGACCUUUCUUUACAACCACUUUAACCUACAUUUGCAGUACCAAGCACACCCAACUGAUGCAAGCACCAAAUACAUUGUUGGCUUUGAAGUGUACCCCUCAGCCAUCCAUAAUGCAAAUACAUGCAUAGUUAGUCCAAACUCUACAGCCACAGAAUUAGGAGCAAGUGCAUUUCUUCACUACACAUACUCGGUGUCAUGGGAAGAGGUAGGUGCUGUAUGGAGUUGCUCUAAAACAGUGAAAACUCACUUUGUAUCAGUCGAAAACCAUCACAUGGAACACUCGCUUGAAUCGCUAUCAACAGCAUAA